AUGCUCCCUAGGGCAAACGGCAAGCACGACCACCAACAACGCCGCGCCCAGCAUCGGACGAUCCACGGCUCGGGCACCCGACGAGCUCAGCCCCUCCAGCGGUCCGGCAGCCUCCUAGGCACGCUCAAGAACAUCGUCACCGCGCCGCUCGCGUCGUGGUUCGGGCACCAGAGCGAGGACACCGAUGGAGAGAGCGAGGAUGUGUACGAGGGGACACCGAACGGGAAGCGGAGGAUAGUGGCAUCGGGAAGGGAGCGCGAGCGGGAGGCCGAGAGGGCCGAUGUGGACGUGGACGGCGCGGGGAGGAGGAUCAAGCGGUUGAGGGUCGACAGCCCUGAGCACGACGCCCAGACGCACGCCGGCUACCUCGACCCGCCCGUCGGGGCGUUCAGCCCCGCAUAUGCGACCCAGCACAACCCAAAAACUCCCGGCCAACACGCCCAUUAUGCGCCUCCUCCUCCUCCUCGACCCGUCAUCCAGACUCAAAACACCCAAAAAAAUGUCCAUGCCCGCCCUUCUGCCCCCGAUAUGCCCUCUAUGCCGCUCAACAGGCCCCCCAUGCGCUUCCCUUCCGUCUCCAACGGCGUCACGCGCACGAUGUCCGUCGACGCCGCCCUGCCGCCCUCCGGCCUCCGCCACCUCACGCGCGACGGCACGAUGGACUCCUCGAUGGGCACGCUCCCGCCCCCGUCGCCGACGCGCGAUAUCGACGCGUCCAUGUCGUCCAUCUAUACCAACAACCCGCUCCAGCGCUCCGCGACCUCCGUCCCGCGCGAGUUCCCGACGACGUCCGCGAGCGCCGCGGCCGCGGCCGCGGGCGGGUUCCGCAUCCGCUCCUCGCUCACGCCCGCGCCGAGCGGGCAGCGAUUCGGCCCGAGCCCGGAGCGCAAGCUGUCCCAGUCGACGCGCAUGUCGCCGAUCGCGAAUCUGGGGGAUAGGCCGCUGUUUAUGCGGCCAUCGAUGGAUGCACAGAGCAGCCCCGGCAUGCAGGGCCAACAGAAUCAAGCAUCGCCAACGCUCGGCGAUUUGUUGGAGGCCAGACGAGGCUCUAGGUCGCCUGUGAGGCACCAGCACGCGCUGAUCUUCGACACGCCAGGGAAACAGGCUCAUGAGCGUGCUUGCAGUGCAGAAAAGGCCCUGCACGAGUCAGACAUUUACAAGAAACCUCUUUUGCCCACGCGCUACCAGCAAGCCAACAUCCGAGGCGUGCCGGAGGUGCUCCGUGAGAAGAAGCUGAGGGUGCCGAUUCCGACCAAGCGGGGCAGCGAGGAGGAGAAGGAGUUGGAGAAGCUUGGACUGGGCGUGUGGAAGCCGAAGAAGGUGAAGAAGAGCAAGAAGAAGGUGGAAGACAGCGAUGAGGAGGAGGAGGUGAACGCCUCCAAGCCAUAUGCGGGCGAGGGCGGUAUGCGGAAGUUGCUGGCGAGGAGACGCAAGGAGGAGUUGAAGGAAGAGGAGGCUGAGGGAAAGAAGGAGAAGGAGCGAGAAGGCGAGGACACGAGCAUGGAGGAGACUGCCGAGCCCUCCAAGGCGACGCUCAAGCCUGACGUCGAGGUAUCGGCGCCCCGGCCGCCGCAGCCCAAGGCUCGCCCGGAGCUCUCGCCGUUUGCCAAUAUUUCAGCUGGCACGGUUGCCCCGACAGGUCGUGUGGGGCGAGUCAAGACGUCCCGACAACACCUGUCACGCCCUGCGCGUGCGUCGGGAAGGUUUUCGGCCUACGACGAGGAAGAUUCGAUGGAUGCCGAAGACGAGAGGGAACGUGAGAUCCAGGAAUUAGAGGAGGCGUCGAAGAAGGCCCCUGUCUUCAACAUACCUGCCGGAUUCAGUUUCGCCAAGCCGGAUGCUGCUACAGUACCUGUGAGCGAUGCUGCGAAGGCGAAGGAGCCUCCUAUCCCAUCUCUGCCAUUCUCGUUCUCUGCCAAACCUUCCACCUCCACGGGAACCAACAGCACAUCGACGUUGCCUCCGGUGCCAGUUCUUUCCGUUAUCCCAGCUACGCCUGAGCCAUCCGUCUCCGCAUCGUUAGUGACCAAGCCGGGCGGUAUCCCGAACUUCUUCGCCAAUUCGUCCGUCCUCGCGAAGGAGAAGGAUACAUCGUCGUCUGGUUCGAGCGCUGGCUCGUCGUUCAGCUUUGGCCCACCGGCAGGCGAGGCGAAGAAGGAGGAUGCGCAGCCCAAGAGCGCGUUCUCGUUCGGAGCGCCUGCACCAGCUCCUGCUCCUGCUGCGUCAGUGUCUGAAGCGCCGAACUCAGCGUUCUCGUUCGGUGCUCCUCCAUCUGCGGCACCAACAGUCGGUACAGGCACCUCGCUAUUCGGCAAUGCAAGUGCGGAGACCAAGCAGUCCGAACCAGCUCCGACGUCCUCGUUUGGCGGUAACACGGCGACGGCGGCCGACAAAAAGCCCUCGCCCUUCGGCGCCAUUUCUAAGCCGUCCGCGUUCGGUUCCGUCACCACGGAAAGCAAUGCCGCCCCUUCUCCCGCUCCUGCAGCUCCGUCGUUGUUUGCCGCUUCCAAGGAAUCUACGCCGAGCACCGCUCCUGACUCGCCAGCCCCGAAGCCGGCGGAGCCCGCGGCAUCGUCACCUUCGCCCUUCUCUUUCGGACAGCCUGCCAAGCCUGCUGAGACGGCUCUCGCACCUACCCCUCCAAGCUUCUCGUUUGGUAAGCCAGCAGAGAGCAGCGCUCCGGCUGCGGCUGCGGGCACGACGACUUCCGCCUUCUCCUUUGGCGCGCCGCCGGCUAAGCCUGUCGAGUCUGGGUCGUCUUCGACGCUUCCGUUCAGCUUCGGGGCGAAGCAGGAGCAAAAGAAGGAGCCGGCCGUUACCACUCCCUCGUCCCUGUUCGGGAACGGGAACAGCACCGCUGCCCCUAGCGCUGCCCCUGCAGGUCCUACGUUUGGCGGUGCCACUUCCGAGGCGCCCAAGCCUGCGUUCACGUUCGGCCAGCCCUCGGGAGCGGCGUCGCCGAGCAAUGGAACUGCGGUGGAGGUGCCCAAGCCCCUCUUCGGUGGUACGAGCGGCGGAUUCGGCUUUGGACAGCCAAGCGCCACGCCUAGCCCAGCCGCUGGAAACAAGGAGCAGCCCAAGGGCCCGUUCUCGUUCGGGGCGGCGCCCGCCACUCCCCCGGCUCCGGACAAGAAACCUGCCGCGACGCCUUUCACGUUCGGCGCCUCCACGACGCCCGCUGCGACCCCGGGCACCGGUAUGUUCUCGUUCGGCGCCCCGUCGGGCGGGUCUGCCGUAGCGGAGGCACCCAAGCCGACGUUUUCAUUCGGAGCGCCGGCGGCGACGCCCACGCGGCCUGUGACGCCCCCCAGGCAGGAGCAGGAAGUGAGCAUGGACGAAAGCCCGACGCGCGGCGUGACGGAGGAUACGAAACCGUCAGGAACCGGCUUUCCGUUCCCUUCCUCGACGCCGUUCGGUCAGCCAUCGGCGAGCACGAGCACGACGCCGUUCACGUUUGGCGCGUCGUCGUCCGCCGCCAAUCCUUUCGGAGCGAAGCAGGAGGAGAAGCCGGAGACGAAGGCCAACGGCUUCAACUUCGGUCAGCCGGCGAUCUCGACGUCGACGAGCGGCGGGUUCAACUUCGGCCAGCAGAAGCCGUCGGCGCCAGCGCUGACCACGAGCUUCAGUUUUGGACAGAAGACCGACGGUGCCGCGACGUCUACGCCGACGAACCCAGCUGGGUUCGGGUUCGGACAGAAGGUUGAUGGGGGUGGCCUUGCAGCCCCGCCGCUGACAACUGGAUUUGGCUUUGGAACGACUCCGUCCGCCACGCCUACGGGACCUUCUGCGCCGUUCACCUUCGGAGGGCCCUCGAACAAUAGCCAGGGCGGAUUCGGCGCAAGCUCGACGCCUGGAAGCCCAGCGACGUUCGCUUCCGGCGGUUUCGCGUUCAGCAGCCCGACGGCGGCGCCGACGAACGCCUUUGCCUUCGGGUCGCAGCCGGCCAGCCCGGCAGCGAACCCCGUUUCGCUCGGUAGCCCGGCGUUCGCGUUCGGUCAGCCUUCUGGCUCCUCCAACGGAACGCCCCCGACGAGUUCGUCCGGCAAUCCAGCGCCCUUCGGCGCAGGAGCUGCGCCGACUUCGGCGGGAGCGGGAGCCUUGUUCAACAUCGGAGCUGCCCCGGCUCCGGCCCCCGGCGCGAGGCAGAUCAAGAAGAUGCCCGUGAGACGAGGCAAGCGGUAA
Messenger RNA from Punctularia strigosozonata HHB-11173 SS5, 4182 nucleotides. RefSeq lists its product as uncharacterized. The transcript has 4 exons. The record is from RefSeq and is a predicted model, not a curated record. The coding region runs from base 1 to 4182 and encodes 1393 amino acids. Lineage: Eukaryota; Fungi; Basidiomycota; Agaricomycetes; Corticiales; Punctulariaceae.